AUGGGGCGUUGCGCCAAUUGUGUGGAAUUCGGGGAGGACGAGGCGGGGAAAGGGGGGACGAUGGGGGGAGUGGUGGAGGGUGGGAAUGCCAAGGCGGAGAUGGGCGAACACGACUCAUGUCGAGCCAAUGUCGCGCUUCGGCUACUACCGCCGAGGCGCACCGCCGCGUUCCUCGCUGCGGGUAUCGCCAUGGGUCUCUUCGGCGACUUGCCUCCGCCGUCGAACGCACCCAAGCCACCGAGUCGCGCCAACCCUCUGUCGUCAACGUCAACUCCGUCUAGCAAACCGUCAAUUGCUGCUGAACGGCCCGCGGCGGUUGCGCCGAAGCCGUCCGCGCUCAGGUCGUCACUCAAGGGGAGGGCGGAUGCGCGCGGGGAAGAGGGGACGGGCAACGUCAGCGCGGGGGGCGCGGGUGGUGGGUCGGGGGAAGGCGGAAAGACUAGAAAGCGCGUGGGGGUGGCUGUGGCGGACGAGGCAGAUGGCGACGGUAUGGAUGCUGCAGACUUCGUUGACCGCCACCCAACCAUCCCACUCCUGCUCGGCAUUCUUUCCCGUUUCUCCUCGCUCCUCGCAUUACUUUUUCCCCCUUCUCCCCAUCCCCCCUUUUCUCCACCUCAUUCCCCUUCCCCUUACUUCCCCCUUCUCCCCUCCCUUCCACCCUCUCCUUCCCCCUUUCUAUUCCUAUCCCCUCACCCCUCCCCCAUUCCAGCCCCCCCGCGUCGGCGGGUGCGCUUCCACACGUUUGCUGAGGUGGCAGAGGACAAGGUGACGUCAGCGAUAGCCAAGAUCGCCGCCCACAUCGGCACGCCGGCCAAGUUCAGAAAGGCGGCCGGCCUCGCUCGGCAGCUUCUGGAGGGCGGCGCACUCAACAGCGCCGCCGCAACCAGUGGCAUGAACAGUGGAAUGAACAGUGGGGAUAACAGUGCGGUGGAGAGCGGUCAUGCGCGGUUGUUCUUUGGAGUGCUGGAUGCGGCAAUGGGGCUGCUGCGGAGAGAGGGGGGAGGGGGGGCGGGGGGGAUGGUGGUGGGGGCAGCGGGGGACGUUGGGGGCGACUAUGCUGCGCUGAUUGGCGCUGCUGUGGAGCGGAAGGAGGUGCCGGGGGACGUUGGGUGCGAGUAUGCUGCGCUGAUUGGCGCUGCUGUGGAGAGGAAGGAGGUGCGUGAGAGAGGGGGGAGGUGGGCAGGGAAGGCGUGGGCAGGGAAGGCGUGGGCAGGGAAGGCGUGGGUAGGGAAGGCGUGGGUAGGGAAGGCGUGGGCAGGGAAGGCGUGGGCAGGGAAGGCGUGGGUAGGGAAGGCGUGGGCAGGGAAGGCGUGGGCAGGGAAGGCGUGGGUAGGGAAGGCGUGGGCAGGGAAGGCGUGGGCAGGGAAGGCGUGGGUAGGGAAGGCGUGGGUAGGAAGGGACAUGACACAAUUCGCCAACCCCAACCCCUCACUCGCCCCCUUCCCCACCCUCACUCGCCCCCUUCCCCACCCUCACUCGCCCCCUUCCCCACCCUCACUCGCCCCCUUCCCCACCCUCCUCACACCCUCCCUCCCUGCUGGCCCCAUCCCCCCCACCCUUGCUCUCCCCCUUCCCCACGCCCCCCUGCCCCACCCGCGCGUGCAGCUGUUUUCGGCGUGGCAGCAGCAGCAGGUGGACGUGUGGGGGAUGCGCACCGUGCUAACUCACUCCCUGCGCACCGACGACAGCUUCCAGUUUUCCAGGGCUGUGUCUCGAGUGCAGCAGGAGGUGGAGCGAUUACCAGAGGCAGCAGAGGAGGAUGAGAGGGAGGAGGCAGGGCUGUUUGCAGGUGUGGCGAUGCAGGUGCAGGGCAGAGAGGGGGAUGUGAAGGGAGAGGGAGAGGGAGAGGGAGAGAAGAGGGACGAGAAGGAGGAAGGGAAAGGGGAGGAGGAGUGCGGAGGGAAGGAGGAAGAGAGUGCGGAACGCCAGGGGGGGGAGUCUCAAGGGAACAGGGAGGGGGGAGAAGAGGGUGGGGAAGAGAGACGGGAGGACAAGCAAGAAGAAGGAAGCGACGAUGCAAAUGCUGCACAUAUUGCUGCAGAUACUGCUGCGGGUUCUGAUGCAGACCCCUUUGGACUUGAUACUAUGGCCCAGACGGCCAUAGGCAUGCUGGCUCAGCACGCAUACGACCACAGGCCGGCCCAGACGGCCAUAGCCAUGCUGGCUUGGCAUGCCUACGACCACAGGCCGGCUCAGACAGCCAUAGACAUGUUGGCACAGCAUGCCUACGACCACAGGCGGCGAUUCACCGGGCGGCAGCGGGCGGCAAUCGAGGCGCUGUGGACGAGUGUGAGGCAGCAGCAGCACGAGCGCAAGCACGGGGCGGGACGGGGCGGCACCGGCCGGCUGGAUGUGACUGCUUUCGAGCGCCUGCAACGGCAUUAUGAGGGCGAGGCGAUUAGUAUCAGGAAGGGGGUGGGGGGUGGUGGAGGUAGGAGCACAAUCACCUGGCUGGGGUGA
Molecule: messenger RNA, 2460 nt
Organism: Closterium sp. Naga37s-1
Lineage: Eukaryota; Viridiplantae; Streptophyta; Zygnematophyceae; Desmidiales; Closteriaceae
Source: the annotation of a GenBank genome assembly